Molecule: messenger RNA, 2863 nt
Organism: Brachypodium distachyon (stiff brome)
Lineage: Eukaryota; Viridiplantae; Streptophyta; Magnoliopsida; Poales; Poaceae
Product: probable L-type lectin-domain containing receptor kinase S.5
Exons: 2
Coding region: 36-2297 (753 amino acids)
Biological process (GO): protein phosphorylation
Cellular component (GO): plasma membrane
Molecular function (GO): ATP binding; protein kinase activity
Source: RefSeq, a predicted model, not a curated record
UUGGUGACUAAGUAGAGGGAGAGCUUAGCUUAGGUAUGUGGGGGGAAACAAUGGCCAAUCACCAGCUCAAGCAGCUUGUAUUCCCAUGUCUCUACGGUAUUCUCUUCCUGAUCCUGUCGAUAGGCCCCUUCUCGCUCGCCAUGGCGAAUCAGUGCAGAUGCCCCGGCAACGACCAGGGCCGGAGGAGCAACUACACCCUGGAAGACGCCGCCUCUGCAUUCAAAGAUUUAUAUCUUGUCGACCAAGAAUCAGGGAUCGUAAGGAUGGUUAGCCUCAACUCCCUCCGCAAAAAGUCCGGCUCCCACACGGAGAACACCGCGGUGUUGUCCACCAUGGAUCACCGGGUACACCUUUGGCGGAGGCAACCCGACGGGGCGGGGGUCGACGAGGCGUCGUUCAGCAUCACCAUUGUCUAUCAGCCGCUGUACCAGUUCCGGAAUGGCAUCCUCGCCUUCCUCCUCCUCCCCGUCGAGAUCCUAGUAGGUCUGCAGGAGGACAGGUACGGGGUAAACGGCUCCUUGGCGAACCACCUGCUGGCCAGAGAUGUCGCCUCACUCAACCUUUCCAGCCAGACACACCGAAGCACCACCGUUGGUGGCAGGACCGUCUUCGUCAACAUCGGCCAUGUGCUCGCUAACCGCACAACAACGGCGAGGUUGUUCGAUGCUGGCAUCAUGGGUGUCUAUAUCGAUAUCUACGAUGACGUGGCUGCCGGCCCCAAGUAUUCCGUGUGGAUCGACUAUGACUGUGUUGGGCAUGUACUGUCGGUCUAUGUCGACGUAGAAGGCAAGCCCAAGCCUGAUAACACCAUAGCCGAGGUGCACCUCAAUAUCAGCAGCGUUGUCUCUGAGGUCAUCAGCUUCGGCCUCCUCUCUACAGCGACGCAUCUGCUUCUCUCUGAAAACCUCAGCUUGAGCAUGACUGUCGAGGACCUCCCUUACUACCCCUACUAUAGAGGAGGCUUCCUCUCACGGAAGGUGACUGUACUGUCUUCGGUCCUCGGGUCCGUAGCCGCCACCGCUGUGAUGGCCACUGCUUUUGUGUGCUACUUCAACUCAAGGUACCGGAGGUGGCACAAGGACCUGGAGCAGCUGGCCAGGUCCAUGGAGCGGCUCCCUGGAGUGCCCACAAAGGUUGAGUUUGCUGAUAUCAAGAAGGCUACCAGCAACUUUCACGAGACCAUGAAGCUCGGGGGAGGUGGAUUUGGCACCGUGUAUAGGUGCACACUCCCAGCUACCGCUUCCAAGAUGGACCGAGCAAUGGAUGUGGCCGUCAAGAGGUUCACCCGGGACGUGCAGAAUCGCCGCUAUGAUGACUUCCUUGCUGAAGUCAGUAUCAUCAACCGCCUGCGCCAUAAGAACAUCGUCCCCCUCGUAGGGUGGUCAUACAACAAAGGAGAGCCGCUGCUUGUGUUCGAGUUCAUGACCAAUGGCAGCUUAGACCAACAUCUCUUCCCAAAAGGCGGUAGCCGCAGCAGCAGCAGAAGCGGGCAGCGAUGCACUGGUGCAUCCACCCUCCGAUGGACCACCCGUUACGAGAUCGUCAGGGACAUAGCUACCGGCCUUCACUACGUCCACCAUGAGUACGAACCCAUGGUGCUCCACCGUGACAUCAAGGCAAGCAACGUCAUGCUAGACUCAAGCUUCCGUGCCCGCCUCGGCGACUUCGGCCUGGCCUGCACCGUCGCUGUUGACAGGAACUCUGCAACCGGCAUUGGUGGCACCUGGGGCUACAUUGCACCAGAGUAUGCACUUUGUGGCAGGGCGACUCGUCAGACCGACAUCUACGCUCUCGGGAUCCUCAUCCUCGAGGUCGUGACGGGCAAACGGGCGCUGUCUGAUGAUCAGUUGGUGGAUGAUGAUGACGUCCAUAUCACCGACUGGGUAUGGCGCCUCCACAGCGAGGGGAGACUACCAGAGUGUGUGGAUGCCGUGUGCACUGCUUCUGAGGGCGAGGAGCAGCUAUACACCAGCGAUGAUGCAGAACGCCUACUGCUGCUGGGCUUGGCGUGCAGCAACCCAAACCCAUCGGACCGCCCGACUAUGCCCGACGUGGUGCAGGUCAUUUCCAAGUCGGCGCAGCCACCAACGGUGCCUAUUCAGAAGCCAAGAUUCGUGUGGCCGCCACCGGAAGAGCAGCCAUCACUGUCCUCCGAUGGUGACAGCACAGGCGCAUCGAUGAUGAUGAGUAAUCUUGACUCGAGUAUUCCUGUCGAGAUGCAUGCGCGGCUUAGCUUGGGGCAGCCGGCGACACAGGCGCGCGGUGUGUUUCGAGUUCGACAAGAGUACUCUGUGUAAACCAGCAGGUGACCCUUCUAUUCUGAAUUCUGUUAUAUAGUAGUGUGUACUGUAUGUUUAUGCCCUGGCACAUGCUGUGCCCAAGUAGUGGAGAAACUGAAGAAUGUAUAUCUAAUAUCUCGCUGUCCAAAAGAAGAAGAAAAAUAUCUUGAAGUAAAACUUGAAGUUAAGGUUCUCAGAUUGUUUGUGAGCUCACUUAUUCAUUUGCAAGUCUGGAACAGAUCAUUCAUGCCUGAUCUGAUCCCAAUUGCACACGGAAUCAUGACUUCACCGUGAUGUUUUCUAAGGAAAAAAAAAUCACAAGUACUGCAGUCUGCUGAGGUGAAUAAAUUUCAGAAGUGGAAGUUGAAUUUCUGAUGAUCUACUUUCAUUAGGAAUUUAGGCUAGUAUUCCCUCCGUUCCUAAAUACUUGUCGUGUUGCGUCAAAACUAUGACAAGUAUUUAGGAACGGAGGGCACGACAAGUAUUUAGGAACGGAGGGAGUAAGAACUAACCACUUUAAUAUUUAGUUGGGCAAGAACAUUUCAAUUGCUUCUAACGGAGCAACGAGUAAUGCCUCCGGAGAU